Molecule: messenger RNA, 7155 nt
Organism: Callithrix jacchus (white-tufted-ear marmoset)
Lineage: Eukaryota; Metazoa; Chordata; Mammalia; Primates; Cebidae
Source: RefSeq, a predicted model, not a curated record
CUCCCAAAGUGCUGGGAUUACAGUUAUGAGCAGUUGGGCCCUGCCUGCUAAGUGUGUUUUAAACAUAUGCAAAGGUUGGGUGCGGUGGCUCACUCCUGUAAUCCCAGCACUUUAGGAGACUGAGACGGAUGGAUCAUGAGGUCAGGAGUUCGAGACCAGCCUGACCAACAUGGUGAAACCCCGUCUCUACUAAAAAUACAACAAUUAGCCAGGCGUGGUGGCAGAUGCCUGUAAUCGCAACUACUUAAGAGGUUGAGGGAGGAGAAUAGCUUAAACACAGGAAGCGGAGGUUGCAGUGAGCGGAGAUCAUGCCAUUGCACUCCAGCCUGGGUGACAGAGUGAGACCUCAUCUCAAUAAAUAAAUAAAUAAACAUGCAGAAUAGUGUUUUUUAAUUUCAUUUCCGAAUGACUUUAUAAUUUUGUUGGCUUUUUGGUUGUACAGGAUGUAAAAAUCUGUAACUUUAGGCAAUACUUUAACAUAUUCCUGAUGCCUCUGGCCUAGGGCAUAACUGAAAAGCUGCAUUAAACAGUAGUUGAAGUCUUUUCCUUUUUGCUACAUAUUAGCUUCUUGCUGACAUUAAAACUCCUGUGUCCGCAUCUCAUGACAUUUUCUUCAAGUGAGAUUCCAUGGACUUGGUUUUUUUGUUUUUUUGGUACUUAGAAAAUUGUUUCCUUUUAUAAUCUCUGUCUCCAUAUAUAGGCCCUGAAAGUGAGAAUUUGGCAUGCUCUAAGAACUCUUUUAGGCCAGUGUGGCCAUAAUAUAAUAGCAGUAGGAGUAUAAGUGGGAGGUAGGAAGAAGUUGGCAGAGGUUACCUUAUGAAGGAAUUUGAUUCUAAGACUGGUGAGAAGUCAUUGAAGGAUCUUAAGCUAGGGGUUCAAUUUCUACUUUAUUUUUAUUCUUUUUUCUUUUUGUUUUUUUUGUACAACAAAACAAUUUAUACUUUAAAAAUAUCAUUUUGGAUUUUUUCUGGAGUAUAUUAGAGUGCAGGAGUAGAACUUACAAGACCAACUGCAGGCUGCCGUUGUAGUGGACUGAGAAGGGCCAGAAGUCAUGAUAUCUUGUGUAGGGCAGGAACAGUACAAAUGGAGAAAUCAGUUGGCCUUGAGAUGUAUUUCAUAGGUAGAGUGAAUAGGUCAUUAGAAUCUGCUAUGGUGAAUUGGAAGCCAGAGCAAGAACCCAGGUUAAAGGGAAAGGUAAAAUUAGGAUGACAGAUUUCUGGCUUGAGCAACUGGGUGGUGCCAUGAUUUAGGAAAAACUAGGGGAGGAUAGGUUUGUGAUGGUGAAAUCAAGAGUUCUCUUUUAGGUACAUAUAUCCAAGUAUCUAGUCCAACAUCUGGCCUAGAGAAGAUAAUCAGCUCUUUCAUCCAUCACCAGAUCUAGCUGCACACAAUUUCACAAUGAUGUAAUUAUUUCAGUCUUUAGAAAUGAAUUCAGUAAGGUCACUUAGGUCAAAAAGUUAACAUGAAGUUUGGUAGAUAGCCAGUAGACCAGUUUGUUUGGUAUAGUAUUUGGGGUGACAGCGUUGGUCCAUAUCAUAAAGUGGGGAUAGACCCUCGGGGCACUAGGAUUCAUUCCCUCCCUCUCUCCCUCCCUUCCUCCCUCUUUUCCUUCCUCCCUCCCUUCCUUCCUCCCUUCCUCCCUUCCUUCUGAUGGAGACUGUUGCCUGGGCGCGAUCUCGGUUCACUGCAACCUCCGCCUCCCAGGUUUAAACGAUUCUCCUGCCUCAGCCUCCUGAAGAGCUGGGAUUACAGGCACCCGCCACCACGCCUGGCUGAUUUGUAUUUUUAGUAAAGACAGAGUUUCACCAUGUUGGUCAGGCUGGUCUUGAACUCCUGACUUCAAGCAAUCAACCUGCCUUGGCCUCCCAAAGUGCUGGGACAGGUGUGGCUGGAUUUCAUUUUAAAAUGUGAAAGACAUUUAGAUGUUCAUUUAUAAUUGUUUCUCUUCUAGGCUCUGUACAAAAUGGGCUAAAUAGCUAAGGCGAGUGCAUUCCAGGUUAUCUGUCCUAAAUAAUCAUACAGAAAGGAAAUCAUAGACUUUGCAAGUAUAUAUUAAUAAUUAACUCCCAGUUGACUUGCUAAUGAAAAGAGAAAGUUUGCAUGAAUUUAAAACUCUAGACCAGCACUGUUUAACAGAACUCUUUAAUAAUAGAAAUGUUCUAUACCUGAGAUGUUCAGCAUGGUUACUGGUAGCCACAUAUAUCUAUUGAACACUUGAAAUGUGGCUGAUGUCACUGAGGAACUGAUUCUUUUUUUUUUUUGAGACAGAGUCUCACUCGGUCAUCCAGGCUGGAAUGCACUGGCGCAGUCUUGGCUCACCGCAGCCUCCGCCUCCCAGGUCCAAACAAUUCUUCUGCCUCAGCUUCCCAAGUAGCUGGAAAUACAGAUGGAUGCCACCAUACCUGGCUAAUUUUUGUAGUUUUAGUAGAGACGGGGUUUUCAGCCAGGCUGGUCUCGAACUCCUGGUCUCAAGUGAUCUGCCCGCCUUGGCCUCUCAAAGUGCUGGGAUUACAGGUGUGAGCCACUAUACCCAGACUGAAUAUUUAAUUCUAUUAAAAUAAAAUUUUUUUUUUUUUUGAGAUGAGGUUUCUUGUCACCCAGGCUAGAGUGCAGUGGUGCGAUCUCUACUCACUGCAACCGCCGCAUCCCGGGCUCAGUUGAUCCUCCCACCUCAGCCUCCCACGUAGCUGGGACCACAAACUAAUUUUUGCAUUUUUAGUAGAGAUGGGGUUUCACCAUUGUUGCCGACACUGGUCUUGAACUCGUGGGCUCAAGCAUCCUGCCUGCCUUGGCUUCCCAGAGUGUUGGGAUUACAGGAGUGAGCCCUGUGCCCAGUAAUUAAUUUUAUUAAUUUAAAUUUAAGUAGUCAUGUGUUGCUUAUUACUACUGUAUUGGACAGUGUCUAGGCAAUCAACUUGUUAGCCACUUUUCUGCAUGUAACUACUGUAUUGGACAGUGUCUAGGCAAUCAACUUGUUAGCCACUUUUCUGCAUUUGUGCUUUUCCUGUCCCUAAACAAGCUAUCAUGAUUUCUGGCCCAUCUCAGUCAACUGCAAUGACCGCCUAGCUGGCCUUCUAAAUUCUACUCCUGAACUAUAGUCUACUCAACAAAAAUUGAAAGUGAUCUUUAAAAAAUAUUAGCUUGAGUCAGAUCAACUUGCUUAUGGAAUAUAUUUGUUCUUUUUUUGAGACUGGGUCUUGCUCUGUCACCCCCAAGCUGGAGUGCAGUGGCACGAUCACAGCUGACUGUACCCUCAACCCCCUGAGCUCAAGCAAGCGAUCCUCUUACCUCAUCUUCCUGACUAGCUGUGACUACGAGCACACACCACCAUGCCUGACUAAUUUUGUGUUUGUUGUAGGACAGGGUUUUGCCAUGUUGCCAAACUGGACUUGAACUUCUGGGCUUUAAGCGAUCCUCCUGCUUCAGCCUCUCAAAGUGCUGGGAUUACAGAUGAUUGUUAAAUACCUGUGAAGUAUGUGUGGCCCGGUCCUAUUUCCUCACCUGUUUACAGUGAAUCAGACAUCCCAAUAGAUGUGGAGACUGUCACGUCAACCCCUGUGCCACUCUAUGACAAUCAGAAGGCACGCAGCGUGAUGAAUGAGUGUGAACGGCAUGUCAUCUUCGCCAGGACUGAUGCAGAUGCCCCUCCCCCACCAGAGGACUGGGAGGAGCAUGUCAACAGGACUGGCUGGACAAUGGCCCAGAACAAGCUAUUCAACAAGAUCCUCAAAGCCCUGCAGUCUGACCGGCUUGCCCGCUUGGCCAAUGAAGGGGCUUGUAAUGAGCCAGUGCUGCGCCGUGUUGCUGUGGACAAGUGUGCGAGGAGAGUGCGGCAGGCUCUGGCAAGUGUGAGCUGGGACACCAAGCUGAUCCAGUGGCUGCACACCACCCUUGUGGAGACCUUGAGUCUGCCCAUGCUGGCAGCCUACCUGGAUGCUUUGCAGACGCUGAAGGGGAAGAUCCCAACCUUGAUUGACCGGAUGCUUGUGUCAUCCAACACGAAGACUGGGGCUGCAGGAGCUGAGGCCUUGUCUCUCCUACUGAAGAGGCCCUGGGACCCUGCUGUGGGGGUGCUUUCUCAUAACAAACCAAGCAAACUCCCUGGCUCCCCGCUGAUUCUCAUCGCUUCUUCUGGUCCCUCCAGCUCUGUGUUUCCCACUUCGCGCCGCCACCGAUUCUGGCAAUCUCAGCUCUCCUGCUUAGGCAAGGUCAUCCCUGUAGCCACCCAUCUGCUGAACAAUGGCAGUGGGGUAGGAGUUCUGCAGUGUCUCGAGCAUAUGAUUGGGGCAGUGAGAAGCAAAGUGCUGGAGAUUCACAGCCAUUUCCCACACAAACCCAUUAUCUUGAUUGGCUGGAACACAGGAGCUUUGGUGGCUUGUCAUGUGUCAGUGAUGGAGUAUGUCACUGCAGUUGUCUGCCUUGGCUUUCCUCUAUUUACCGUGGAUGGCCCCAGAGGGGAUGUAGAUGAUCCCCUCUUGGAUAUGAAGACUCCAGUCCUCUUUGUCAUUGGUCAGAAUUCCCUUCAGUGUCACCCUGAAGCCAUGGAGGACUUUCGGGAGAAGAUUCGAGCUGAGAACAGCUUGGUGGUGGUUGGGGGAGCUGAUGAUAAUCUCAGAAUAAGCAAAGCAAAGAAGAAAUCAGAAGGAUUGACUCAGAGCAUGGUGGACAGAUGUAUUCAGGAUGAGAUUGUGGACUUUCUGACUGGAGUGCUCACUCGUGCUGAGGGUCACAUGGGCUCUGAACCUCGGGAUCAGGAUGCGGAGAAGAAGAAGAAGCCCCGUGACGUGGCCCGCAGAGACUUGGCCUUUGAAGUCCCUGAGCGGGGCAGUCGACCUGCCUCUCCAGCCACCAAACUGCCCGCCUCGCCCUCAGGCUCAGAGGAUCUCUCCAGUGUGUCCAGCAGCCCCACCUCCAGUCCCAAGACCAAAGUGACCACAGUGACCUCUGCCCAGAAGUCCAGUCAGAUUGGAAGCUCUCAGCUGCUGAAGAGACAUGUGCAGCGGACAGAAGCUAUGCUGACCCACAAACAAGCUCAAGCACAGUUUGCUGCUUUUCUGAAACAAAAUAUGCUGGUGAGGAAAGCUCUUCCUCCUGGCACCUCCUCCUGUCUCUUUGUUCCCAUUUCAUCAGAACCAGCGGAGGAAGGAGAAAAAGAGGAUCUUAGGGUCCAUCUGAAGCGACACCAUCCUUCGAGUCCUCUUCCUGGCAGUAAGACCUCCAAGCGACCGAAGAUUAAGGUGUCCCUUAUCUCCCAAGGAGACACAGCUGGAGGGCCUUGUGCUCCUUCCCAGGGAAGUGCUCCAGAAGGUGGGAAGCCCAUCACCAUGACUCUGGGGCAGGCUUCAGCAGGGGCCAAGGAGCUCACAGGACUUCUCACCACAGCCAAGUCCAGUGCUUCUGAAGGUGGAGUCUCAGCCAGCCCAGCCCCUUCAGUGGUCUCCAGCAGCACUGCACCCAGUGCCUUGCACACACUGCAGAGCCGCUUAGUGGCCACCUCUCCUGGCAGCUCCCUCCCAGGGGCCACAUCAGCCAGCAGCCUUCUCCAAGGCCUCAGCUUCAGCUUGCAGGAUAUCAGCAGCAAGACCUCUGGCCUUCCAGCAAAUCCCUCCCCAGGACCAGCCCCACAGGCCACCAGUGUGAAGUUGCCCACCCCCAUGCAGAGCCUGGGUGCCAUCACCACGGGCACCAGCACCAUUGUCCGUACCAUUCCUGUGGCCACCACUCUCUCCUCCUUGGGUGCCACUCCUGGUGGGAAGCCCACAGCCAUCCACCAGCUGCUGACCAAUGGGGGCCUCGCUAAGUUGGCAAGCAGCCUCCCUGGCCUGGCUCAGAUCUCUAACCAAGCAUCAGGCUUGAAGGUCCCCACCACCAUCACUCUGACACUUCGUGGCCAGCCAAGCAGGAUCACCACGCUGAGCCCCAUGGGCUCAGGAGCAGCUCCAUCUGAGGAGCCUCCUUCCCAGGUGCUGCCCUCCAGCUCACAGGGAAAAUACUGCAGAGAGAUCAGCAUGUGACAUUCAUUGGGGUUGUAGCUACCUUUUUUUGCAGAGGGAUGUAAAUGUUUUUAUUUUAUUUCUUUUUUAAUUAUAAAAUGAUAAUGCUUAUUUUAAAUAAUUCAAACAUUAUAGAAAUAAUUAAUUUAGAAAGGGAAAAUUUCCCAUGAUGCUAUUCCCAGAGAUGAUGUUCACUAUUAAUAGCUUGAUAUGGAUCCAUUCAGAUUUUUUUUUCCCUACACAAAGUAUGUUAUUUUAUUUAUUUUGUACAAAUAUAGGAUCACAGAGUAUGGAUUACUAUGUAACUUGCCUUUUUUUAUAAAUCAUGUCGUGACACAUUUCCCUGUCUGUGUCUUUUCAGAGGCUGGCUAGUAUUUCUUUUUCUUUUCUUUCUUUCUUUUUUUGAGACUGAGUCUUGGUCUUGUCACCCAGGCUGGAGUACAGUGGCAGGAUCUCAGCUCACUGCAACCUCUGCCUCCCAGGUUCAAGCAAUUCUCCUGCCUGAGCCUCCUUAGUAGCUGGGAUUACAGGUGCACACUAACACACCCAGCUAAAUUUUUUGUAUUUUUAGUGGAAAUGGGGUUUUACCAUGUUGGCCAGGCUGGUCUCAAACGCCUGAGCUCAUGAUCUGCCCACCUCAGCCUCCCAAAGUGCUGGGAUUACAGACUUGAGCCACCACGAGAGGCUGGCUAGUAUUUCACUGGGUAGGUGGAUGAAGGUGUAUUUCACCACCUCCUAUUAGGUAGAUAACUGGGUUCUAUCUUGGUUUUUGAUAUUUUAAAAAAUGCUGUGAUGAACACUCUUGCUCAUCAUUCUUGUGUACCUCUGGGAGCAUUUCUUUAGCCUAGAGAAUAAGUAGAGCAUGUGUACGUUUAUUAUCUGGGCAGCUGCUCACUAACUGCCCUUCAAAAAGUUUUGCUACUUUACAGUUCUACCCAUGGUGAUGAAUAUGUCUGUUUCAUAUACUUUUAUCUGUUGUGGAAAUCAAUAUUAUUAACUUCAUUAAUCUGGGUGAAAAAUGAAAUGGUUUUAAUGUGCAUUUUCCUGAUUACUUAUGCAGUUGUAUGUCUUUCAUGUUUGUCUUACUCUUUAUUUGUGUUAUAGUGGCUUUAUAUAUUCAGAUGUUAAUUUUUUAUUUGUUAUAAAAGUUGCAUACAUGUUA